This is a messenger RNA of Saxophila tyrrhenica, 1884 nucleotides long. RefSeq lists its product as uncharacterized. Lineage: Eukaryota; Fungi; Ascomycota; Dothideomycetes; Mycosphaerellales; Extremaceae. The record is from RefSeq and is a predicted model, not a curated record. The transcript is spliced from 2 exons. The coding region runs from base 1 to 1884 and encodes 627 amino acids.
AUGUCCGUCUCACAGCCUGAUAUAUACACUGGCGUCUGGACGAACUGGUCAAAGGGUAACAAAGUCCUCGGUGCGACCAUCACCCUUUCCUCGACCUAUUCAAUCUUCUUGACGGCCCUUCUCGCUGUCUUCAUUCCCGCUGUUGGGAUCCAGAGCUGGAAGGUCUUCUGCUACUGCGCUCACGAGGUACGAGUGUCAAAAGACUCGCGGGACACACUCCACCACCAACUGCAAGUGGUCUUGCGAAACUCGUCUACGCCCGAUGGAACGGCAUUUACCUUUUUGAAACAAGCUUGGUACUGGGGAAAGCAAUCCACAUCUUCUGCCGUACGCUGUCUGGGUUGGGCCGUACUCGCAAUAGCGUGGUCUCUGGUCUUUGCGGCUCUCGGCAUUGUUCUGCCCAUUGCGGUGGUCAACCUGUCCGAUGACCUGCGUCAAAUCUCCAGCAACACCUGCGGCUACUACAUGCCACCUAACGAUGGCAGCUCCAUCAACGACUACAACGCGAAGACACUCAACGACAGUAUAACUGCCGCUCAGUAUGUGUCAGACUGUUAUGUUGAGAUGCCCGACAGGCAUCUGUGCGAUGGCUUCGCCGUGCCAAAACUGCAUCGCUUUGCUGGAACCGAAACGUCUUGCCCCUUUGCAACUAACGUAUGUCUGCCGGGAGUCCAAGGCUAUCAAAUCGACUCUGGGUACCUUGAUUCCCUGCACGAACUAGGCAUCAACUUCCCACCGAAAGACCGUCUGAAGUACCGUAAGGUGACAACAUGUGCCAUGCUCAACGACGGAGGUUCGUACACUCAGCGCAGCGAUCUGGGGACAGGCUACUUCUAUGGCAUGAUGAGCUCAGGCUCCAAUUGGACGUUCUAUCAAUACGACGCUUUGUCCCGAGUGGAAUCUUUGGGAUGGCGGCUAGACACGUUCGUCAACUCCCGAACGGAAUAUACAUCCUGGAACCCUAUCGACGAGCUGCGGUCUGACAAUGCAGAUUUGAGCAUCUUCUUCCUCGCGCCCCAGGGUAUGACAUUUGUUGACCCGGUCAACGACCCUUGGUUCUCGGCACAUAAAGUCCGGGAAGUACCUGGGUUCGACGACAUCUAUGAAGCCGAUAAUCUGGGAAGAGCCAUGGCGUGUAACGACCAGCACCAGAUCUGCAACCCGCAAACCCGGGCUUGCACCAGCCUCACUCAUUCUCUUGCACUUCGAAUGGAGCGCGAAUCGCCACAUCUGCAGCUCUCAGACGCGCAACGGCUUAUCGCGAGUAGAUUUGUCUACGCCUCCAACACAGGCUGGAUCAGCUACUCCGUGGACGGUCGAGGGUCGUCCGCACUGCAAGCAUCUCGAACCAAUUCGAAUUACCGGCAAGCCGCGCUUCCAGCGAACCAGUGGCAGAGAGAAGUGGACGUCUGGUUUGACGUAUCGCUGGCACGAUUGCAGAAGAAUGUCAGAGACUUCGUCACAGGCCCUGCCAUUGGCGGCCAAACCACCGCUCCCCAGCUGGUCUUGCCGGAGGAGAUGACUGCAAUGUGCGACGCGCAAACAGUCCGCAAUGCCACCGGCACCACAAACUUCAGCGCCUUGGGCGUUCUCCUCAUCUUCUCCAUCGGCGGCGUCAUUGUUGUACUAGGAUACACCCUAGACACCGUCAUCGGCUUCGUCCAGUUCCAUGUCGGCAAGGGACUCCAUCGUCGGAUAGCUUGGACCAUUAAUGACGAAUUGCAUCUCCACCGCUUGGUGCUUCAGAAAGCUGGCGUGUCGGAGUGGCACAACAGAGAUGGUGCGGUGCCCUGGACAGCUGAGGAGAGAACUUUCGUCAUCAAACCCAGCUCGGAUCUGAAGGGCCAGCCGGACGUGGGUAGCUUGGUUAUGACAGACGACUAG